AUGGCGUGCGAGCGCGUGCUGCGCGCGUUGGCGCUCGCGUGGUGCCUCGCCGCCCUUGUCACCCCCCUCGCCAUCGUCCACGCCGUGCCAAUGCAGACGUCGCAAGCGCAAUUUCUGCAGGACUGCCAGACAGCAUGGAAUCAGACUUACGAUGGUUGGAAUGGCUCGAAUCCCGAAUGCCAGACCGCUACAAGCAUCGGAUGCGAUGAGGAUGGGAUGAUCGUGUACAUAACUUUGGUUUACAAUCAAGUGGAAGGGUCCAUUCCGGCUUCCAUCAGCAACCUGGAGGAGCUCGUUCACCUUGAUUUCUCGUUUGCCGCCUCACUUCCAACAAGUUCACAGGCACAAUCUCCACUGCAAUCGGCAUGCUUACUAACCUGA
Molecule: messenger RNA, 381 nt
Organism: Closterium sp. Yama58-4
Lineage: Eukaryota; Viridiplantae; Streptophyta; Zygnematophyceae; Desmidiales; Closteriaceae
Source: the annotation of a GenBank genome assembly